Molecule: messenger RNA, 3150 nt
Organism: Vitis riparia (riverbank grape)
Lineage: Eukaryota; Viridiplantae; Streptophyta; Magnoliopsida; Vitales; Vitaceae
Exons: 8
Coding region: 195-2522 (775 amino acids)
Source: RefSeq, a predicted model, not a curated record
CAGUCUCGUAUGCCAUUUGCAAUGGCCUUCAAGAUCGGCGUCGUAUGAAACCUUGGAUCCGGUUUUCUCUGAGCCUUUGAUUCUUCGUUUCUCGAAGAUUUAAGAUGAAGUUGAAACCUUUCUUUCUCUUUAUGAAACAAUAGCACGGACGAGCUCAACGAAACUGUGGUCUCAGAAACUUAAUACCAGUUUUCAUGGCUGAAAAGUCGUGCUCUGUUUCAAGCCUUCCAUGGCUUUGGGUAAUGGAAACCUUAGCAAGCUUUGAGCGAGUAGAUAUCUCUCUUUUGAAGGAUUUGAUGAUAAAAGCUCCAGAAGUCUCAGAUAAUUUGGGGAGGAAUGUCAAAGAAAUGAUUGCCUUGAGAUGUUUGGAGGCUUUAUUUAGCGGAAUCAAAAAUGAUGUUCAUCCUGUUGUGCAUUCAAAAAUGGGGUUCGACUCAUCUGAAAGCUGUGAAGAUGUUCUCCAAUGCAUAUUGCGUAAGGUGUCAGCAUCAAAACUAAGAAUCGGAGAACCAGAGCUGUUAAAAUGGAAUGUUCACCCUUUCAUUGCACAUAAAAGAGCAUGUUUACCUAAGUGUGCUUUGCAAGAGUUGAAAGAUACAAUUCUCGAGGGCAGCCAUCCAUCUGCUGCAUCCUUGAAGGAAAGGAGUGGAUUGAGAUUUGAAAGUCAAUGUGAGACUAGAACACCUAAUGGUGAUGGUGAUUCUGGUGCAGUUGCACCAAGGGUUGAUGAGAGUAAUGCCUGUGGUCAAGUUGAGGCUGCAAAAGGGGACUUAAUUCCUCUGACUGCUGAAAAUGAGAACAAUCUCUUGCCAGAAGAUACAACUGAGAGGAUUUUAUUGCCCUAUAAAAGGGGCCUGGGUGACUUGGCUGCCAAAAAUUUGAUGGGGCAAUUUAACCCAAAUGUAGACAGUGUGAAUUAUGGUGGUGAUUCCCAUUCAAAUGCCAAGAGGCGUAAACAUGAUGCCUUUUGCUCCAUUACAUCUAUAGAACCAAACUCAGUUUCUCUGCAUGGAAAGAAAUUGUUAGAAGAUUCAUCUCGACCAAGUAUUAAUGAGUGUGACUUGGCAAAAGAAUCUCAACUGGGAGACCUGGAGGGAAGCACAAUGGUUUCUGAGGAUGAUCAUGAUAAGUAUGUUGUUUCAAAGAGGGUUGAGCAGAUCACUGAUGUUGAACAUGAAGAAUUUGAGCAUAAUCAAACGCAGAUUCCUUUUCACAGCAAUAAAAUGCCUCAAAAUAUGCCUAGAGAUGAAUCCCACCAUGAUAUUUCUGUUGAUGAGGCUAAAGAUGAUGAUGUUGAGCAUUGGGUUGAACCAAACAAAUCAAUUGGUGCAGCCUCAGAUGGAAGCCAGCAAAAAACUGCUGUUGAUGAAGCCAAGGAUGAUGGCGAUUGUAGGGUUGAACCAAAUAAAUCAAGUGGAUCCUCAGAUGAAAGCCAGAAAAAAAAUUCUGUUGAUGAAGCCAAAGAUGAUGGUGAUCAUAGUUCUCAACCAAAGGCAUCAAAUGACAAACUUCCUAAUGAAGCACACCAUAAGGUUUUUGUAGAUGAAGCCAAAGAUGACACUGAGCAUUGUUGUGAAGAAGAAAUGCUGAGUGAUAGCACUGAGUAUCAUGAUGAGGAGGAUGGUAUUGCCAUGGAGAGACAAAAUUUCCUGAGUUCUAAAUGCACAUUCAAUCAUGAUUCCUUGUCAAUAGCUGGCUGGACAGAGCAAAAUCUUUGUAUGAAGUGUACUAAAGACGGUCAGUUGUUGGUUUGUAGUUCCAGUGGCUGUCCAUUGGUGGUUCAUGAGAACUGCUUGGGCUGCCCCCCCAGUUUUGACAACAUGGGAAACUUUUACUGCCCCUUUUGUGCAUAUUCCCGUGCAGUUUCUGAAUACCUUGAGUCCAAGAAAAAGGUCUCCUUGGCAAAGAAAGAACUGGCUUCAUUUAUCAAUGCAGGGAUGAAGCAUGAGCCUGUCAAACCCAAGAAAAAACAUAGAAAAAAGAAGAAUGAAAAGCUUAAUGAAAGUGCUAAUCUUGUCAAGGUUUGUGAAAAUGGGCAUGUAAAAGAGAAAAGACAGACUCGAGCAAACCAUGGCGAUGCUCAAGUUACUGAUCAACUAAUAAGGAGAAAUGUAGAGAAGCAUGAUGGUGUCGAGGAGCAGGGAGUUGCAAAUUUAGGAGUUCAGCAGGAAGCUUCACAACAGCAGAUUAGUGAUCCACUGGAGGAUCCUGCUUCAGGAACUUCUGGAGAUGAAAAUGAUAAGCCUUCCAGUUCUACUUACUAUAUAAGAUUCAGAAGGCAACAACAGCAGUACACAUUUCCACCAAUUCAUCAGUUGAGAAGAAAGAAACUUGCUUGGACAGCUAAGGAGGAAGAGAUACUAAAGGUGGGAGUGCAGAAAUUUUCAAAUGAUCAUGAUAAAAGUAUUCCAUGGAAGAAGAUUAUGGAAUUUGGUGGUACUGUAUUUCAGAGAGGUCGUACGACAAUUGACCUCAAGGAUAAAUGGAGAAACAUUUGCAAAGGAAGCCCAAAAUCAAAGUGAAGUUUUGUUGAACUCUCUGAUAAUGUCGAUAGCUUGAAGACUAUAUAAAAUUCGAAGGGAUUUUCUCUCAAAGAUAGUGUGAGGCUGUUUGGCUUCUAAUAAAGUGGGUUUCUUCACAUGAGAAGCAGCAUGGGAAAGGAUCAUAACCAUGGACCAACUUAGAAGAAACGACAGGCUAUCUCCUCAUCUAUUGUGGGAAAGCUAAUGGGCUGUGACACUUUCCAUUAUCUUUAUUUAUCAUUUUCUGGGUUCUCCUUCAUCUUGUCAAAUAUUGUUAAUGGGUUGGAAUGAGAGCUUUGUGGGAAAGAAGAGAAAAAAGGCCUGGAGAACAGCUCCUCUUUGCCUAUUCUGGACAAUUUGGAAGCAAUGUAAUUAAAAAACCUUUUAAGGGGUGCAAGGCACAAACCAAUCUCUUCAAGAUGAUGUUCUGGUUUCCCAUCCUUGACAAACUUCAUUGAGUGGUUAUGUUCUAGUUAUUAGAUUAGUUUGUGGUUGUUGGCUGUUUCUUUUUGCUUUUUAGAUGUGUACUUUGUGUCUACUAGGUGUGUGCCCAUUUUUUAUUAACACUCAUAAUAUAUUCUCAUUUGCCUAUCAAAUAUAUAUAUAGUUAUUAAGUUUUGAAUCCAAA